Pediculus humanus corporis (human body louse) is the source of this 495-nucleotide messenger RNA. Its product is annotated as Pleiotrophic factor-alpha-1 precursor, putative. Gene Ontology annotation, molecular function: heparin binding; growth factor activity. The coding region runs from base 1 to 495 and encodes 164 amino acids. NCBI's taxonomy places the organism in Eukaryota, Metazoa, Arthropoda, Insecta, Psocodea, Pediculidae. The transcript has 4 exons. Gene Ontology annotation, cellular component: extracellular region. The record is from RefSeq and is a predicted model, not a curated record. Gene Ontology annotation, biological process: mesoderm morphogenesis.
AUGAAGUGGAAUUAUUUCACGGCUGCUUUUUUAGUCCUUUUUGCGGUUGCUGCCGCUGAAGGAGAAAUAUGGGAAGAAGAUGAUCACGAAGUUUUGAUAAGAAGCGAAAGAGGUGCCAAAAGUAGAGGCGGAGAGCCUUGUAGGUAUAUAAAGGGACCAUGGACGGAUUGCGAUCCGAAAACGACAUUGAGAACGAGAACGUUGACGUUAAAAAAAGGUGAUUCGACACAAUGCGAACCGACAAAGACAAUCCAAAAAAAAUGCAAAAAAGCCUGCCGUUAUGAAAAAGGAAAUUGGUCCGAAUGCAACGGUCAAAGUCAAAUCGUAAGAAUAGAUAAAUUGAAACCAAAUAGCGACACGUCGUGCGAACAAAGUCGGGAAAUAACGAGAAAAUGCAAAACCAAAACCGGAAAAGGAAAAAAUUCAAAAUCAAAUUACCAAAGUAAUUCAAACAACAGGAAAACAGGAGGUGGAGGACGCCGCAACAAACAAUAA